AGCUUUCGAGGACCGGCUCAACUGUGGGAAAUGCAAAUGGAUCCAGCUGACGAAAAGGCAUUUUGGGUUAAAGUGCUUGAGAAAGCGAAUUCUGAUUCUGAAGUCAGCCACAUGCCUAAUGAUAUUCCCUACCAAGUUGAAUCAAUUCAUGGUCUAAACCUCUUCCUCUGUUUUGAUGAAGCACGAAAAUUACUCGAUGUGGAGCAUGGAACUGAACUAUCACCAUUCAGACUGAUUUGUUGCUCUCUUAAGGACAUUCAAUGGGCUCAGUAUGGAUUUCUAUGUGCCAUGCUUGAUACAAUGGGAAAGCUGGCUAAUUUUUCCCCUCCAUACAAACGCUCCAACUCUGAGAGAAUUCGUGAUGAAAGAGUCAAGCUGCUUCCACCAUAUAUUGACAUUAUGAUGCUGGAUGCUCUUAACAAUAAGGUGGCAGAUCAUCCAAAUCACCGCUUACUGUUUGGUAGGCCAUUGUGGGCAUCGAGUAUUUGUGCAGGGAAACCUAUUACGGAGGUAAUAGAAUUUGCCAAAUGCAAAUUAUUAGGAGGACAUCAACCAACACAACAAAUACAAUACCUAUUUGAUGACGAAGAGGAGAAAGUUGCCGUUUCUCUGGCACUUGUGGGCUGUUUAGUCUCUCUGGAUAUUUCAGUUCAGUCACAGCUUACUCAUCUACUU
Paraglomus brasilianum is the source of this 675-nucleotide messenger RNA. The record is from the annotation of a GenBank genome assembly. NCBI's taxonomy places the organism in Eukaryota, Fungi, Glomeromycota, Glomeromycetes, Paraglomerales, Paraglomeraceae.